AUGGAGAGUCUGAGUGAACUGCAGAACCCUCUGCUGCCUCGGAGCCCCGCCCCGCUGCACGGCCGCUACCCCUACCCCGAGGCUUCGCCCAGCUGGUCAUGCCAGGAGAAGCUCUACUCCUACCUCCUGGGUGGGCCUGGCCCUGCUCGCACCCACCAGCUCCUGGACCCGGGUUCCCUGCAGCUGGCCGUGGAGGCCUGGUACAGGCCCAGCUGCCUCCUGGGGAGGGACAAGAUCAAGGAGCCCAGGGCAAGCACCUGUGAGACCAGCUUCACAGAGAACAGGGAGCUCCAGGCUGGGCCCACGGAGCGGUCCACAGAACCUGGCCAAGUAGAAGAGGAUAUCACCAUCCAGACCGUGUCCUACGGGGUUCAAGAGGAGCUGCAGGGCCGGGAGAAUGACCAGGAGGAGGAGGAGAGUGAUAUGACCUCCACAGACAGUGAAAGUGAAGACAACUUCGUGGCACUGCCCCCCAGGGACCACCUGGGUCUUACUAUCUUCUCCAUGCUUUGCUGCUUCUGGCCUCUGGGCAUCGCUGCCUUCUACUUCUCCCAGGGGACCAGCAAGGCCAUCUCCAAGGGAGACUUCCGCCUGGCCAGCACCACCUCCCGCAGGGCCCUCUUCCUGGCCACCCUCUCCAUCGCCGUGGGCGCCGGUCUCUAUGUGGCCGUGGUGGUGGCUCUGGCAGCUUACAUGUCCCAGAAUGGUCAUGGCUAG
Messenger RNA from Callorhinus ursinus (northern fur seal), 717 nucleotides. It is a transcript of the gene SYNDIG1L, whose product is annotated as synapse differentiation inducing 1 like. The record is from RefSeq and is a predicted model, not a curated record. Gene Ontology annotation, cellular component: membrane; intracellular membrane-bounded organelle. Lineage: Eukaryota; Metazoa; Chordata; Mammalia; Carnivora; Otariidae.